AUGAUUCACCAUGAAGUUUUGGUGUCAAAAUCUCUACCUGAUGGUCUCCUGAAGUGGAUGGACAACAUUGUUAAAGUGGUGAAUUACAUAAAGUCGCAUUCCCUAUUGCGCAGAGUUUUUGCAGCCCUAUGUGAAACUAUGGAUUCUGAUUUUAAGUGUAUACUGCUUCAUACAGAAGUGUGUUGGCUAUCAAAAGGAAAAGUGCUCUCUCGAUUUAUUAACAAUGAUAAUUGGUGGCUGGAUCUUUUUGAAAAGUUGAACGUUUCAAAUUUGUCUCUGCAAAAAGUGAACGAAAAUAUUAUUACAAUUACAGGCAAAUUAAAGUUUUUCACCAGCAAGUUAGAACUGUGGCUCAGGAAAGUUAAAAACUCACAGCUUGAUUGCUUUCCAGGCGUAGAGACUUUUCCAAACAAAUUGAAAAUUUUGUCAGAAGUGCAGAAGACAGUUAUUGCAAUCAUUGCUGUUGCUUAUCUACAAUCAGCUCUUAUGAAACAGAUACAAUCAAAGACUAAAGACAUUCAAAAAGCUUUUGCUGUUGAUGAUACCAAAGUGAACAAUCUUAUGAUUAAAGCCAAUGAAGAUAUUUUCAAUGCCCAUGCAGGUUACUACAACCAGGGCCUCAAAAUAAGCUACUUCUUGGAUAAAAUCUGCUACAUGCACAAUAGUAUCUUCAAGAAUAAAACAGCACACCUCUUCCCAGGUUAUAUGACUAUGGUUAUAUGA
Molecule: messenger RNA, 723 nt
Organism: Octopus bimaculoides (California two-spot octopus)
Lineage: Eukaryota; Metazoa; Mollusca; Cephalopoda; Octopoda; Octopodidae
Product: zinc finger BED domain-containing protein 5-like
Source: RefSeq, a predicted model, not a curated record